This is a messenger RNA of Doryrhamphus excisus (bluestripe pipefish), 1470 nucleotides long. The record is from RefSeq and is a predicted model, not a curated record. Lineage: Eukaryota; Metazoa; Chordata; Actinopteri; Syngnathiformes; Syngnathidae.
UGAUCAGUUGAAGGUGAAACAGGCAGCCAAUCAGGGGAUGACUCACAGUGACAAUCAACAUGCGACACUGCAGAGACUUUGUUUCUACUUUUUGGGGCGACUUGUGAGGGUGCGAGCUGCGCGUGGACGUCGCGAGGCCACGGCUAGUGUGCGCGUGUGGCAUAGAGCAGAUAGCAGAAACUGUGAAAUGGAAACCGUGACCUCUGCUUGGACCCCCGGAGAUGCCUGUGACCUCUUCGGUGUCAGCCAGGCGUCGUGUGUGUGGGAGGAGUGUGUGUUUAACAGGACUCCCCCUUCUGGCGACAUGUGGUUAGAGCAGCUCUCGCCACACCGGCAGAGGAACAAACAGCUUCAGGAUACGCUGCUGCAGCGGGAGGAGGAGCUGAGUCGCCUCCAGGAGGAGAACAUCAAACUCAAAGAGUUCCUCAACUCUUCCUUUGUAAGGGACCUGCAAGAGAAAUGCAAGUUGACUGCCAAGAAGCUGAAGAGAAAGCUUCCACACAGAUCUUUAAGUCUUCAUCCGUCCCCUGAGGUCAGCAAGCGCAUCUGCAGGAACCUCACUGCCGAGUUCUGCUCGGAGUCACCUGCCACCUCAGAGCCGGCAUUGGACUUGUGGGUCCUGAGGACACUCGGCCUGAAGGACAGAGACACCAUCGACUUGUCUUCAGCCGCAUGCCAGCAAAGUUCCGCAGUCACGCCGCCGCCUUCUUACUGCCAGAGUUCUCCUGCUGAGAGCGAGUGCAGCUACAGGAGCAGCUACAGCUCUGAAGAUCCGCUAAGUCACACUGACUCAGUCACCCCUGUCCACAUGUGGACAGGGAGAGGACCCCAUGAAGACGUGGAGAGAGGUUUCAGCCAGACGCCACAGGGGUCGCACUUUUGCUCCUCCACUCAACCUUUCCACUCAGCCUACUGCGCACCUUGUACCACCAGUCCAGUCAAAAGCCAGUCCCGGACUCAAGGAGGUGAUCAGUCAGACCUGGCCUUCAGCAUGUCCCUUAAUCCCUCCAGCAGCGUCAAGACCCUCAGCUUCCCUCAGGGACAGGCCUUCGUCAGGAGGAACCCUCAGGGACGCUGGAACUUCACCUGGGUGCCCACGCAGACGUCCCACAAUGCACUUGGAUGACCUAAACUGCCUGAAAACUCUUGAGAAAAAUGAAAUCAAACAACUGCUAAUUUGUAAUGACCAUUUCUAUUACUUUCUAGCAUAGAAAAAGUUGAGUUGAUGUAUGGCUAACCAGCUACAGUAAGUCACUAACUGGCAGCACACUUUUAAAAAAAUAAUAAUAUUGUUGCUGUCACUGAACACUGCACACAGUAACAACAAUUAUUACCUUUGUGAAGGCAGCAUGUGUUCCCAGUGAAGUGGUGAUAUGUUAGCAUGUUAGCUGUACAAGAUGCAAGGAGGUUAUUGUUGUGGAUGUGAAGCAGUUGCCUUUGCUAACUUCUUUUGUUUUUAUGACCUUGACC